AUGGGGUCGGAGGACAAUGGGGUUGGUGCUGGUUGUGAUCUGCUUGAUAAUCAGAACAACGUCGUUGUUGAGGGGGCUCCCAAGUCGCCGUGGAAAACUUCCGCCGCCGCUUCUCCGGUGAUGGAGGCUGAUUCGGACUCGUGGCCGGCUUUGUCCGGCGCACAUCAGCGGCCAAAAAGCAAUGGAUGUGCCGAUUCCUUGUCGGCCAAGCCACCGUCCUCUCCGGCACAGGCCGAGACUAAUGGAUGUGGCCCUCCUCUGACGGCUGUUGCGCCGGCUACAAAUGAGCAACAGAAGUUCCAUGGACGCGGUAAUUCAAAAUAUCACCGCAGGCCCAACUCUACGCAUCAAAACAGAAGUGGUCCCAAGCAUGGCCCAAAUAGUGUACCUCCGUUUCCUGUUCCCUUGCCCUAUCAUCCACCAGCAGUAGCACUGCCUUUUCAUCCAAUGGCUUCCGUCCCACCUGUUAACCCCUCAGGAUAUCCUUAUCAGUUUCCCCCAGGGACUUUUCCGAGACCUGAUACUCGAUUGGGAAAAUCUGGCGACAGUCGUGCACUGUCUUUUCUUCCACUACAGAAUGGAAGUUCUCAGCCUCAGUCAGCACCACCGCCCGAUUCCAAUGCUCGUGAUUUGGGUUCUGCUGGUGGAAGACGGAGUAAGAAGGAGGAGCAAGGCCAUGUAUCUGCUUCCUGGAACAAUCAAAGGCCAGCUACCUCUAACAACUUCCGUUUGCAAGGAGGUAUGGGGCCGAGACCUUUUGUAAGGCCUCCGUUUCUUGGUUCUGCUGAGUUUGUUAAUGGGCCAAAUUUUUCAGGUCCACCAGGAACUAUCUAUUACUAUCCUGCUCCUCCUCCAGGCUCAGUCAGACUACAAUACCCACCAUUUUUAGUUCCAUAUCCUGUGAACCCUGGAGUACCCAUGCCACCCUCACCAACAAUGGCCUUGAGAGCUGGCAUUGUAAAGCAAAUUGAAUAUUAUUUCAGUGACCAGAAUCUGCAGUACGAUCACUACCUGAAGUCCUUGAUGGAUAAGCAGGGCUGGGUUGCUAUAUCAAUUAUCGCUGGCUUUCAAAGAGUUAAAAAUAUGAAUGUGGAUAUACCAUUUAUUCUCGAUGCACUGCAGUCUUCCGACACUAUUGAAGUGCAGGGUGAAAAGGUGAGGAGACGCCAUGAAUGGUCAAAGUGGGUUCCUGACUUGACUAGUAAACCUUCAUCACUGAUCAGAAGUGACAUUAAUAAUGGUAACCGCGAUGAAACCAAAAGGGACAAUUGUGAUGGAAAAGUGGAAUGUCUUUCACUAGAUGGAAGCUCUGAGCGCUAUCAGCCAUUUAGGUCAGAUAUUGGGAAAAAAUUCUUCUCGGACGAUGCAUAUGAAGUCAAGGACCUGCCAAGUGGUGAGACACCAAAAAACACUUCUGAAAAUGUUGAUUCAAACAUGACAGGCUCUGAGUUCAACUCUGGAAAUGAUGGCAAUCAACUGAUUACAGAGUCAAAUUGCAAGUCUGUGGAGAACCAUGGAAGCAGAACGGGGCAGAUUCUUUCAAAUCCAAAUGUAAAGAAAGUGGAUGAUUCGUGUUGUGAUGUUUCAAACACAUUUAUGCUAGAUGAAGAGCUGGAAGCGGAGCAUACAACGUUAGGGAAUGAGCAUCAUUCUUCUGUUGGAAGGGUUGAUGAUGAAGAUGACGAAGUCUUUGUCAAUGACCAAGCUGUGGAGAGGCUUGUAAUCGUCACUCAGAAUAGUCUGAUGGGCGAAGUACCGGGUGAGGCAUCAAAAACCAUAUCCAAUGAGCUUGCUUCCGCUAUAAAUGACGGUCUCUACUUUUAUGAGCAGGAGCUGAACUCUAAAAGGUCUCAUCGUAGACGUAAUGCGCCUAUUAAUAAUGAAAGCAAGGAUGAAAACCGCAAAUGUUCUGACAGUAAUAGUGCUGCUCUGAAUUCGGAAGCCCUCAACUAUACUGCCGAAACAUGCAAUCUUGAAGGACAUGGAAAUUCUAGUUCUCGAAGGAAGCAAAAAAAAGGCAGCUCAAAGCAGCCAUGCACGCAUAGACAGCGAUUUUUCUAUGGAAGUGGAAGAAACUUUCAUGGAAUAAUGUCUGAAAGCCCACCUACUGAUGCGGUUGGGUUUUUCUUUGGCUCUACACCUCCAGAUAGUCAUGGCUUUAGGCCGUCAAAGCUGAGUGCCUCACCUCAGAGCAAUCUUUCGGGAAGUAGUCCACCAGUUGGUUCAGUGCCAAAGCCAUUCCCGACAUUUCAACACCCGAGUCAUAAACUUCUGCAGGAAAAUGGCUUCAAACAACAGCUGUACAAGAAAUAUGAAAAGCGGUGCCUUAGUGAACGAAAGAAAUUUGGCAUUGGCCGGAGUGAGGAGAUGAACACAUUGUACAGAUUUUGGUGCUAUUUCUUGAGGAACAUGUUUAUCACUUCUAUGUAUAACCAAUUCAAGAAUUUGGCUCUAGAAGAUUCCUCUGCUAAUUACAAUUACGGAAUGGAGUGUCUAUUCAGGUUUUAUAGUUACGGAUUGGAGAAGGAGUUUAGGGAAGACCUCUAUGAGGACUUUGAACAGUUGGCACUUGAUUUUUAUAAAAAAGGGAACCUUUAUGGCCUGGAGAAGUAUUGGGCCUUCCACCAUUACGGAGAGGCUCGUGGCCAUAUGGGACCGCUAAAGAAGCAUUUCGAAUUGGAUAAGCUGCUGAGGGAAGAAUACCGGAGUUUGGACGACUUCACCAAUGCGAAAGCUAAAAAUGUUAUCUCACAAGAUGCUUGA
Molecule: messenger RNA, 2763 nt
Organism: Striga hermonthica
Lineage: Eukaryota; Viridiplantae; Streptophyta; Magnoliopsida; Lamiales; Orobanchaceae
Source: the annotation of a GenBank genome assembly